This is a messenger RNA of Gregarina niphandrodes, 2619 nucleotides long. RefSeq names its product RNA helicase. The transcript has a single exon. Gene Ontology annotation, cellular component: nucleolus. Lineage: Eukaryota; Apicomplexa; Conoidasida; Eugregarinorida; Gregarinidae. The coding region runs from base 1 to 2619 and encodes 872 amino acids. Gene Ontology annotation, molecular function: ATP binding; nucleic acid binding. The record is from RefSeq and is a predicted model, not a curated record.
AUGGUGGGGGAGAAGCGGGCCAAGAUGGCGCCGCGCGAGAAGUUGGAACGAUUAUUAGCGGGUAAGCGGCGAAGUGUUACGGUGAAGGUUGCGAAUGAAAAUGCGAGUCUGCCGAGUUCUACACUGAGUGGUGCUAGCCAGUUUAAGGAAUUGGAGUUGGAAGGGGCCUCGCCGAGGUUGCACGGUGCCAUUUUGCGUGCAUUGCAGAUGAAGGGGUUUACACACGCUUCGCCAAUCCAGCAGGUGGUCGUACCUCUAUUUUGUGGGAAUCGAGAUGUAGCAGUGGAGGCAUGCACAGGCUCAGGUAAGACUUUAUCUUACCUCCUGCCCUGUUUACAAAGAAUUGGGGUUCAAUGGAGCGAACAUCCCAGCCAGAUCCCUGCUGCCUUUCGCGGCCUCUGUAUCUCCGCCGUCGUCAUGGCCCCCACACGAGAGCUCGUCCAACAAAUCAGCUUUGUUCUGGACGAGCUACUGCAACUCGUUUCCCAAUAUGAUCCUACCGUACAUAGCGCAAAGCCGCAAAGCCAUGAAGCUACUGACGAAACGGUUGAACGCGAAAUUGCCACAAGUUUAAUAUAUAAGUCAAUAACUUGUCUUGAACUGUUUGGUGGACGAAAGACAGCCGCGGACCGCACUAUUGUCCUCGAGAGGGCUAAGAGCAUCUACACGACGCUUCAACAGGAGAUCGCCCGAGCUAUUGCCGAGCAAACUUCAGCCGACCAAACUUCUUCAGCCGACCAAACUUCUUCAGCCGACCAAACUUCUUCAGCCGAGCAAACUUGUGCCGACCAAAGUUUUGUUGAGGGGGUCUCAAAACUGAGGACCCAAGUCGCCUGUCAUCUCCGGCCUAUUGCCAUACUUGUCGCAACGCCCGGUCGUUUAAGGACGCAGUUGCUCGAGGGUCCAGACUCGACCCUGAGAAAGGAAAGGGAUUGGACGUUUAAGACAGUGGAAACGGUUAUUUUAGAUGAGGCUGACCAGUUGUACUCGGAUAUGAAGUUUGAGGAGCAGAUGAGGGUGUGUCUAAGUUUCAUGCCUCGGCAGCGACGAACGGGUGUGUUCAGCGCGACUCUUACAUCGGAACAAAAGAUCUUCAGCUCGUGUGGCCUAAGGGAGCCGGCCAUGAUCCGUCUCGCGAUCGACCGAGUUGCGGCGUUGCCAGACAUGUCCGCUGAAGCAGAUAUGUCCGUUCCGGACACUACCUUGGAUGGAUUGCCUGACAUGUCGACCAAACCCGUUACAGGAGACAGUAGUGACGACUGUUCUGACACGGGGCUUAUAACCAUGACAGGCCAAGCCGGGGCGAAUGACACCAUGGCGGUUUCGGAUUCGGAUGACGACUGUAAAAUUACUCAACAUGUGAUUCCCCUUGGGCUUAAAAACUACUUGAUUUACGCCGAACAGGAUGAGAGAAUCCCCUUAACACUAAGAGUGUUGCAGACAAUGGAAUAUAUGAAGGUUCUCAUCUUUGUGCCCACUUGUUCAGUAGCUGACUUUACCUACUUAUUACUCUCUCAGCUACUUACCGAUAAGACUGGCAGGGGCAAUGAGCCGCCGGGCACGAGUCAUGGUAAGAGUCAUGGCGAAGGAGCUACGACUGUAGCAUACGGUUCCAACGGUAACAAAUACAUUGUCUCGAAAUUGCACGGUAAGAUGGAUCGGUCUCAACGGAACAAGGCUUUAGCCACCUUCGCCGCUCCAGUCGUCAAAACGGAGGAGAACGGUCCCAAAUCGUUACAGGUAAUGGUUGCUAGUGACCUUGCCGCUAGGGGAAUAGACUUUGCCAACAUUGAUUUAAUUAUCCAAAUGGAUCCCCCUAACGACCAGAGCCAGACCUUCCAUCGCAUUGGUCGCACUGCCCGCGCCGGUGGCAGUGGUCAGACCCUUUUGUUCCUCACACCAGAGGAAAGUUCGUUUGUUGAAUUUAUUAAGAGGAAAGGUUUAGACUUAAUAGAGAUAACGAGAAGCGUUGAACUCGACGAAGCUUUCUCUUUGCAUGGAGACCGGCCACCAAGCGGUGAACAAUCAGAUGGUAAUUGGAAAGCGUGUAGUAAAAGUGAUAAAUUAAAUUGUCAUUCACAAAUUCGCGAUAUUCUAUGUUCUGAUAAGCUUUGGAUAGAAAAGUCAAAAGACGCCUUUGUCAGCCACAUCAGGUCCUAUAAGGAGCAUCAGCUGGCGUUUGUAUUUGAGUUCAAGAAACUUGACUUAGGUCGUCUAGCUAAUCGCUACGGUCUAUUUACCGUGCCCAGGGUUAAAGAGAUUCUGGGGAAGAAGCUCGAAUCGUUCAUUCCAGCACCUUCGGACUUCUUAUCGGUCGUAUAUCCCUCCAUUGGUUUUACAACUGCUAAGAAUAAGGAACUCUAUGAGGCGAAAAUGGUCAAACGACAAGCUAACAAUCAAGCUCUCGUCGAGAAAAACAAAGCCAAGAAAGCUAAACAGGAAGAAAUCAAUCUUAGCAAACGAUCUAAAAGUGCCAGAAUAAAGCGGAAACGUAACAUAGAUAACAAUGAUUUAGAACGUAUAUACGAAGAAGACUCCGCGGCAAGAAGUAAAAAGCGACGGCUCAAGCUCCUGAGGUCCGCCGGAAUCAAGAUCAAAGAAUACGACCUUGACGACUGA